AUGAUCACACGUGGUCCACAUCCGGUUCGAAUAGUUGAUGUGGUUGAGGACGUGGAUCACUCUUUUGAGCUAAACGUCCCUGCACUCGAAAAGAUUCUACUGCAUCCAAAAGUUGCUGAUAAAAAGGUGGCAAUAAUUGGUGUUGCGGGUGCGUACAGGAUGGGCAAAUCUUUCCUCUUGAAUUUCUUCCUCCGGUAUUUACAGUGGCGUGCAGAUGAAUCUGCAGAUUCAUUGAAGGGAUUUUCAUGGCGGGGCGGUAGCAAACGAGACACUAAUGGAAUCCUUAUCUGGAGUGAGCCUUUCAUAAUGAGGGACAAAAACGGCGAAGAGAUUGCCGUCAUUCUCAUGGAUACUCAAGGUACUUUUGACUCUCAGAGUACGGUGAAAGAUUGUGCAACAAUUUUCGCACUCUCCACAAUGGUUUCUUCAAUGCAGAUUUAUAAUAUUCUGCACAAUAUUCAAGAAGACCAUCUGCAGCACUUGCAAAUGUUCACAGAAUAUGGCCGCUUAGCAUUAGAGGACAAUGAAAGCAAGCCGUUUCAGUCGUUGCAAUUUCUUGUUCGUGACUGGUCUUUCCCAUACGAAGCCGAAUUCGGUUAUCAAGGAGGGCAGCGCAUACUAGAUGAACGGUUGCAAGUUUCGAAGCAACAUCCUGAACUUCAACAGCUUCGGCAGCAUAUACGGAGUUGUUUCGAAAAUAUAUCUUGUUUCUUAAUGCCUUACCCUGGCAUUAAAGUUGCUACGAAUCCAGAUUUCAACGGUUCUUUAGCUGACAUCGAUCCUGAAUUUCAACAACAGUUACGGGUGAUGGUGCCACGCAUUCUUGAUUCGCGAAAUUUGGCUGUGAAGGAGAUAAACGGACAUAAAGUGACAUGUAGAGAACUUGUCGAGUAUUUUAAGACAAUCCUUAUAAUUUCAGUCGCAACAGCUGAGGCGAACAACUUAGCUGCAGUUGCUAGUGCUCGAGCUCUCUAUCAAAGGGAGAUGGAAGAGAUCUGUGGUGGAGAUACUCCAUAUAUGAGCACCAGUGAGUUACUUGAACAACAUCAACUGUGCAAAAAUGACGCAAUACGCGAAUUUCGGAACGCUCGCAAGAUGGGUGGAGUAGAAUACAGUAUACAGUUCUUGGAUAAACUUGAUGAAGAGAGUUAUGAAUCCUAUCUGAAGAUGAAUAAUGGAAAGAAUUUGUUCAAAUCUAUGCGAACACCUGCUGUUCUUGUUUCGUUAAUGAUAGUCGACUAUAUAUGCCAGGAAUUCUGUCAAAUGAUUGGACUAGACUUCCUCGCUGGGCUUUUUUCAUCAGUACUUGUAAUUGUGAUUGGCGCGCUGACUGUGUGGGCGUAUGCACGGUAUUCGGGAACCUUGCGUGAAGCCAGUGGAUGGGUGGAUGAUGCUGUCACCUUCUUGUGGACAAAUUUCAUCUCACCGAAUACUGGACAGCUUGGAGCCCUUGGAGGUGCAAUACAACUUGGAGAGAAAAAUCAUACCUCAACGUUCGAUCACAUAAUCUGUGGAAUUCAUACCCCUGAAACCAUUCAGUCAUUACAUUUUCCCUGA
Molecule: messenger RNA, 1557 nt
Organism: Angiostrongylus costaricensis
Lineage: Eukaryota; Metazoa; Nematoda; Chromadorea; Rhabditida; Metastrongylidae
Source: the annotation of a GenBank genome assembly